Messenger RNA from Bicyclus anynana (squinting bush brown), 7553 nucleotides. Its product is annotated as variant-silencing SET domain-containing protein. The transcript has 15 exons. NCBI's taxonomy places the organism in Eukaryota, Metazoa, Arthropoda, Insecta, Lepidoptera, Nymphalidae. The coding region runs from base 930 to 5258 and encodes 1442 amino acids. Gene Ontology annotation, biological process: regulation of DNA-templated transcription. The record is from RefSeq and is a predicted model, not a curated record. Gene Ontology annotation, molecular function: RNA polymerase II cis-regulatory region sequence-specific DNA binding; DNA-binding transcription factor activity, RNA polymerase II-specific.
GAAAAGUCGUAACAAAGGGAUAAUCAACAAUAUAUAGUUUAUCAAUACUCGUAUUUAAAACGAUGUUUGAAUAAAUUCAUGAGGUUUAUGACUCGCUUUAGUAAAUAGAUUCCUAUAAAGUUGCAACAAUUUCGUACUAAUUUGCAGCCAAGAUCAAUCGUUACUACCGUCGCUUAGUCUGUAAUUGUACACGUAUUUUCACUAUUUCUAUUCAUAGGAUUUGUUGAAAAUGUGACGUGUUGUAAUAAAAUUUAAACUGUACGUAACUCACGGUUUGCAAAGCCUUACAUGCUCUGCUCUUUACUUCUCGUAGGAUCACUGCCACCGCUGCCGCUGGAACUCGACGAUGGAGAACGUGCACGUUUUAAUUUCACUUUUAACAAAAUCACUUACGUUCUCCAUUUUCGGAGAGGUUUAUUCACACAGAAAAUAUAAAAUGUGCACCUAAUAUGUAGGUAUAAAUUGUUUUUUCCGUGAUCACAAUGGCUGACAUGUGAACGGCGUGAAAAAACGACGCUUAAUGGCGAACAUUCACUCGGCUCGCUACGGUCACUUGUACAUAGGUAUUAGGUUGCGGCAAGGGGGCGCCACCAUCGGAGAGGUGAUUUUAGCUGACAUCCGGCAAGGAAAGAUGAGUGCUUCUCUCAAGAUGGAUUCCGGACAUUGAUACGAAACAAAUAAUAAAAAAAAUAUAAAAAGUAUUUGAUUUUAUUGGAAAAUAUUAUUUCUGCAUUUGUACAUUUAGAAAACGGUACUUUUAUUUAAAUAACCUCACCAUCCUGCACAGAUAAUUAGAUUUUCUGAUUCAAUACAUAAUGUAAAAUGCAGAUUGCAGCCGUGAGACAAUUUUUUUUACGGAGUGAGCAGAACUGGACAGUAAAAUGAUAGUAAAUACAUAGCAAGAUACAGAAUAACUGAAGAAUAUCAAAAUGGCAAAAACAAAGCGCGUGUAUGGAGAGUAUAAAUGCAAAAUAUGCAGCAAGCUGUUCUCGGAGAAGGCAGGUCUGGCCCAGCACGUGCAGCUGCACACCGACGCGCGCCCGUUCGCGUGCCGCCUGUGCACUUACACGGGCAAGACCAAGAAGUACCUGGCCCGGCACGCCGCGCGAGUGCACAGGCAGCCGACGGCGCACCAGUGCCGCGUGUGCGACAAGAUGUUCCACUACAAGUGCAACCUGGUCAAGCACAUGUAUGCGCAUACGAACGAGAGACCAUUUAAGUGUGAAGUGUGCAAUAAAGGCUUCAACUCUACAUACUCGCUGUCUUCUCAUCGGCACGUGCACACAGGCGCCAAGCCGUACAAGUGCAGCUACUGCGAGUACGCGUGCCGCGACAACUCGACGCUGCGCAAGCACCACGAGCGACACGCGGGCGUCACGCGCGUGUUCCAGUGCACGCAGUGCGACAAGACCUACAAGACCAAGAGGAUCCUGAAGACGCACGUGGCGGAGGUGCACCUGAAGAGGGACGUCAAGACCAUGCCGUGCCCUCACUGUGACAAGAUGUUCAAGUCUGUCAAACUGCUGAACAACCACGUGAGACAGACCCACCUGCGGCUGUACGCCUGUCAGUGCGAGAUCUGCGGCGUCACCCUCGCCAGCAAGUACAACAUGACCACACACCUCACGUCGCACAUCGACUACCGGCCCUUCGCCUGCAGCUUCACCGGCUGCGACAAGCGGUACAAGGACAAGGCGGCGCUGAAGAAGCACGCAAUAGUGCACUACCCCGAGCGGCAGUUCCCGUGCGACGUGUGUCACAGGACGUUUACGCGCCCUCACCGACUGCUCGCGCACCGCAAGCAGCACGCGCCCAAGCGGAAAACCGUAUUUUGUGACUACUGCGGGAAAGGCUUCUACAACAAGAACUACGUGCGUUCGCACAUAACACGCAAACACAUGUACAGACAGCACUACAUAUGCGAUAUAUGCGGUCUGCUCACUUACAACAAGCCGAGCAUCGUGAUGCAUCUCAAAUAUGGACACGUCUCGGAAAUGGACAGGAAGUGCAAGAUAUGCAAGAAGACGUACAAGAAGCACAUAUAUCUGAAGUCCCACUACUGGAACACGCACAGCGUGCGAUACAAACUCAACUACAGAAGAUCCAGAGGAAGAAAACUCAAAAUAGUGUCAAAUGAAACGAAUGAGGAAAGCAAUAAUAUAUCACUACAGCAUGAGAUCAAGGUGGAACAUCUAAGUGAAUCGGAGGAAACCACAGAGCUGUCGCUGCCAGAGGCGAAUGGUGGCAGCACUGCUGCAGCGGUCAAGUUCACAGACUUCAUAGAGCGUAUCAUAAUGCCCACCGUGGGGGAUGAGGAUGUGUUCAGUAAAGAGGCAGGCAUAUACGUGGACGUGACGAGCCAGCAAGAGGCGGACCGAGUUCGCUCGGAGAUGAUGAGACGCUGGAGGCAGAACGGUGGCACCAAACCGAUGAAGAGACUGCAGAGGCAUUACAACAGUGUCCUCAAGAAACGGGAUUUUAGUAAAGUUGUUAACGAGAAAAUAGAAAUAACAGUAUUCAGUGAAACGGAAUCCACCGUACCUAUCAGCGAAUACAAAAAGACAUUUAAUACAAAUGAUUCAAUUGUAGAAACCUCAAACAGUAUUAAAGAUAGUGAACAUUCGAAAAAUAAUCAUUUAUCAUCCGUGACUGAUGAACACUUGAAUGGAGACAUAGAAAAGAUUAAAAAUGAUGAUGAAAAUAGUUUACCUAAUGAAACAGAUAGAGAAAUAAGCGAGCAUGAUACUGAAAAAAGCAAAAAUGGUGUAAUAGUUGACAUAAAUCAAUAUUUACCAUCUGAAAAUGAUAAACAUGAUAAGGAAUCAUUCGCAAAUGAUGCAAGUAUACGUGAUGAACUAAGUAAAGCAGCUGAAGGUAGUUAUGAAAAUGAUGAAAACACUAGGGAGUUCACAGAAAUAAUUUCUAGUGAAAAUAUAGGUUACGAGAAUAGUUUAGCAGAAUUGGUAAAAGUAAGAAAAAGGAAAUGUGUUAGAAAUACAAAAGAUAUUAAUUAUAUAGAUACUGGUGAUGACGGUGAAAGUGAUAAAAUGAUUAAUAAUGAAAAGAUUCCACCAGAAAAUGAUGUAAUAACAGGCACUAGUAACGGAGAUAUACAUAUCGGAAAUAAUAAAUUAGAAAUAGGAAAUAAAAGAAAACCUCGCAAUACUAAGUGUAAAAGAACUCCUAAAAAGAAAGGCAAUAUUCCUAAAUCUAGAUCAUCGAUCAAAAGUAAUGAUGCUUUAGAAAAUGAUCAGUCAAACUCUAGAGAAGAUAAAAUAGGUGCAACAGAAAAUGAUGCAAAUUCAACUGAUGUAGCUAUAAAUUAUUUAGAUACACAUAUAAAUAAUAUUGAUAAUUUAGAACCUAGUAAAACAAAAGCUUUAGACGUAAAUAUUCAAAACGAAGGCAAUAGUACUGAAACUAAUAAAGAAAUAUCAUCACCCCAAAUUGAUGAAACUUUAGAAAAUCAAACAAAUCCUAAAGAAGAUGCAAUAAAUAUUGAUAAUAGUUUAGAAUAUACAGCCACUAACAGACCAAGAAGAAGUGUUAGAAAUAUAAAGAAGAACGUCAAUAAGGAUUUCGUCAGUCAUAUGGAUGAUGAUAAUGAUGAUGAAGAUUGUGAUGAUGAUGAUGAGUUUGUACCUGAUAAUGAUGACGCUGAUGAUGAUAAGGAUGAUGAAGACCGUGAUAAUGAUGAUGGCGAUGAAAAUAAUAAAUCUAAUAAAUUCAAAAUCAACACGCACCAAUGCUACGUUUGUUUUAAGUUGUACGAAACUAAAGAGAAGCUACUCAACCACUGCAAGGAACAUUUCGACGUGUGCAAUAUGAAGAUGUUGAAGAAAUGUCCACUUUGUGACUACGUCACCGAACUGGACCUGGUCAGACAUGUUCGUAUCACACACAAAAUCAAUUUAAACUAUCUAUAUGGAACGUUGAAAGAUAGAAAAAACAAUAACACGAAAUCUAGAUUUUAUUUCAAUGUAAAAAAUGAUAGUGUUGAUGAAAUAGAAGUAAUACCGAGUAUAAAGAACUUGAACAGACAGGCGGCUCUUAGAAUUGAUAAGAAGAGAAAAGAAAAGAAUGACAAAGAAGUAAAAAAGACUAAGUUAGUCAAGAAAGCUGGAGAGUGGAUCGUAGAGAAGGUAUUGAUUAAUACUAAGAAAGGUAACUACGUUUUGCCAGAUGAAGUUGAGGAAUCACUCAAGAAUGAUCAAAAUAAAGACAAAAAUGAUGAAAAUACAGACAAAAAUGAUGGAAAUAAAGAUAAAAAUGACAAAAAUACAGACAAAAACGAUAAAAAUACAGACAAAAACGGUAAAAAUACAGACAAAAAUGAUAAAAAUGCAGGUAAAAGUUGUGGAAAUACAGACAAAAAUGAUGGAAAUAAAGACAAAAAUGAUAGAAAUACAGACAAAAGCGAUAAAAAUACAGACAAAAACAGUAGAAAUACUGACAAAAAUUAUAAAAAUGCAGGUAAAAGUUGUGGAAAUAGAGACAAAAAGGAUGGAAAUACAGACAAAAGUGAUGAAAAUGAUGGCAAAGAACUGGAAAAUGAGGAUUAUUGUGUUAAAAUGCAAAAAUUGAGUCGGAUAGCGAAGAAAAAUGGACAAAUCAUGCUGUUCCCUUGUGAGAAAUGCGAGAAAAUAUGUCAAACUUUCAGCGCAUUGAAACUGCAUAUACGAAGACACGAUCCAAACGCUAAGCCAUUCAAAAAGAAAGUGUGGAAACACAAACUAAGUGAGGAAGAGUUGAGAAAACAUCAAGAAAACAAAGAAAAGGAACGAAACAAACAUUUCAAAAACAAAAAUAGGUACCAGAAACCAAAACCGAUAGUGCACAAACAUAAAUGCGAUCCAAAACUCAAAGAUUUUUACGAGAAAAACAUAAAAGGCGGCGACAUAGAAUUUUGGCAGUUUUUGAAAAUUUUUAACAAAAUGUCUAGAGAAAAUGUGAACGAUUUCACAGAUUUGGAAAAUCGUCCCGAAUUCGGACUUCAUUAUGGUAAUUCAAAAUCGAAUCCGCCUCAAGAAUCCAUUGAUCUAAAUAAAUCUGAUUUAAAUCCACAUAUUGUGGCUAAAUCUGGUUUGAAACCAAAAAAAAAUAAUUCCAAAACUCUCGAUAAAACGAAGGUAGUUAAAGGUAGUUUUAAAAGGAAAAUAUUAAUAAAUAAAAAAGACUAUUUAAAGAGGAAAAGAAUGAAAGAAUUACUCCGGCAAAAAUUAGUCGAUAAAAGCAAUAUAAAGUUAAGGAGCCCAUGACUUAAAAAUGGGAUUUACUCAAACAUUGUCACUAUUAGAUUUGGUAGAUUAGAUAAUACUUCCUAUUAUAUACAGGGUGUCCCGUAAAUAUAAAAUACUUUUACAGUGAACAGAUGGCCUAGUGGCAGUUUGAUACUGUUACUAUCGCGUUAACGUAAAUGCGAAUUUCUAAGGGAUUGAAACAGCGCCAUCUAGCGGCACAACUGCACAAUUGUUUCAAUUCCAUAUAUAUUCGCGUUUACGUCAAUUUUUAAGGUUAUCUUAUAAACAGGGUGUCCCGUAAAUAGUAGGUACGACAUACUCUACAGGGUUAUAGCUAUAUCAAGGCAUCUAUUUUCACAUCAAUGUAACUUUAAAACCGUUAAAUUUCGGUUAACAUCAUCAUUAUCAACCCAUAUUCGGCUCACUGCUGAGCUCGAGUCUCCUCUCAGAUGAGGGGUUAGGCCAAUAGUCCACCACGCUGACCCAAUUCGAAUUGGCAGACUUCACACACGCAGAGAAUUAUGAAAAUUCUCUGGUAUGCAGGUUUCCUCAAGAUGUUUUUCCUUCACCGUUUGAGACACGUGAUAUUUAAUUUCUUAAAAUGCACACAACUGAAAAUUUGGAGGAGGACCGGAUUCGAACCCACACCCUCUGGAAUCAGUGGCAGAGGUCAUAUUCACUGGGCUAUCACGGCUCAAUAUUCCGUUAUUUCAGUAGACCUUGAUGCCAGCUAUCGCCCUGUAGAGUAUAUCGUACUAAUUACGGGACACCCUGUAUAUAAGACAACCUUCAAUGACUUGUUUACUGGAUCAAAGUAUUAAAUUAAAUAUGUCAAUAAAAUCCUCACUGUACAUCCCAUAAUAUCUUCAUCGGCUUCCAUACUAUAGUUAAUUAUACUAAGUUUAUUUAAUUUGGUCAGAAGUAUAAUUUUAUUUAAAUAUUAUUUUAAAAGAAUGAAAUUUAAGUUUCACUUUUUUGUGAUUUCAAGUAUCAAUUAGGUAUUUUUUUUUAAUAAUACACGUCAUCGUAUUCAAGUGGCAAAAUAUAAAAAUGAUUUAAAAUUACCUUUAAUGGUUUUCUGGAUUAAAAUUAAUUUGUAAUGUUUUUUUUAUAUUUUUUAAUUAAGAAAUAAUAUCGAAAAUUGCAAAGAACCGUCGGGAAUUAACAAAUGUCUGUCUGUCUGUCAUAAUAAUAACGCAAAGCAUAAUAUUACACUAUUUAACAAAAAUUGGUGUUUUAAUAAAAAAAUUGACUUUACUAUGUAAAUGUACUCCCAAAUGAAUUUGACUUUCGACUUUGCUUUACAAAAUAAUUAUGCACUCCCAAAGUCUUAAGCUAUGCUAUUUUAGGUCCAAUGACAAUUGUUUUAUUUCACUUUCUAUGUGUUAAUCACAGAAUAAAUAAUGAUGCAGAAUGAGUCUACAAGCAGCGUGGUAAAGCCGAUGAAACCCAUAAAAACGAAAUAUCACGCGUCUCCUGGACAUCCGAAUACACAAACUUUUUUCUUAUUUUGUGUUUCAGAAUUUAACAAUAACAACAAUUAAGUAAAUUUAUAUAAUAAUCAAUAAUUACCAAUAAAAAAAAUACUACAUCUUAUUUCUUUACUUUUUGUGAACAGUUUUUAAAAUAUUUAAAACAAUCCAUUUUCCUUGAAUCAUAUUAAAAAUUAGUGAUGCGACGCUUCGCGUCGUACUGACUCGAGAAUGAUUUUUUUUUAUUCUGUACAAGUUGGCCCUUGACUACAAUCUCACCUGAUGGUAAGUGAUGAUGUAGUCUUAGAUGGAAGCGGGCUAACUUGUUAGGAGGAGGAUGAAAAUCCACACACCCUUCGGUUUCUACACAUCGUACCGGAACACUAAAUCGCUUGGCGGUACGUCUUUGCCGGUAGGGUGGUAACUAGCCACGGCCGAAGCCUCCCACCAGCCAGACCUGGACCAAUUAAGAAAAUCUCAAUCUGCCCAGCCGGGGAUCGAACCCAGGACCUCCGUUUUGUAAAUCCACCGCGCAUACCACUGCGCCACGGAGGCCGUCGAAUGUAUUCGUUUUUUAAUUUUGUAUUUGGAACGGUUACGACACUGUCUUGUUACGUGCGCUCUAUCUGCCAUUUAUUCUUUAAUCUGUGGUGUUAAUGAAAUAAAAUACAAAUAUCUUGAGGUUAUUUAUUAGAUACUUAUAGUUGAAACACAGUUACUGUUGUAUUAACAUUUACAGUUUAUUUAAGUCUGAUUCAACAUCACAUUUUAUGUAGUUUUAAGUUUUCUUCCAUACUUCUUUAGUCGGUAUGAAUCUGAAAAUAAAGAUUUAAAACAGUUA